Messenger RNA from Trichobilharzia szidati, 1787 nucleotides. The record is from the annotation of a GenBank genome assembly. Lineage: Eukaryota; Metazoa; Platyhelminthes; Trematoda; Strigeidida; Schistosomatidae.
CAUGUUUAAGCGACAAGGUCGUAGUUAUUUUGACUUGAACUUGCUCAAGAGUAGUUAUGACUUCAAUUGAAGUUACUUCCCAUCCAGAUUCAUUAAAAUGGGAAAAUUUAUCCAUAGAAACGUAUACUGAAACCCAAUAUACUGCUCAUUCACUCAGCAACAAUUUAUCACCUAGUUUACGACAAACUCAAUUAAAUUUUUCACCUAGUGAAGUAAAAAUAUCCAAAAGAAUUAAAGAUGGUGGCCUGUUAACUUCUCUGAUAUUAGAACAUGCAGACAACUUAACAUCUCUUAAUGAUAUUAUCGCUAAAACACCUAUUAAACAAGAACCAGUCAAUUUUGAAUUGAAUUCAACAAAUCUACAGACUACCACUUUAUCUAGUCCUCGUACCCUGAAACAAACUACCCUAACUGGUGCUGUAAGUCCAUUGACAGAAGAUGCCUUUAAGAAGCCGAGCAGAAAGAAAAAGGCUGGUACUGGAGCUACAAAAAAAUCACAGGUGAAGCGUUCACAUAGUGUUGAUUCAAGUCAACCUAAUGCCAGAGGCAUCAAUUCACGUCAAACACGUAAUUAUAAAUCAUCAAAUGUUAGUCCAAAGAAGAAUAUUCGCCUAGCUGAUAAGUCAGUUGGUGUUGUUGUUCCUUCCUCUUUCCCACCUGCUCUUACUGAUAUUCAACCGGAGAAAUUAGUCAAUAGCAAGAAUAAGCUACAAUAUCAAACACAAUUAACAUCAUAUGGGAUUAGAAGAACAGCUAGACAGUAUGCUAAAGAGAUUGAGCGUGAACGUGAAAACAAUUUCCUCCUUGCAUUAAAAAAUAAUAUUGAAGCUGGUAUGAAGAUCAUUCAUACAGAAGAUAAAGGUCGGGGAAUAAUUGCUACAAGACCAUUUAGUGAAGGUGAAUUUGUUGUUGAAUAUGCUGGCGACUUAAUUCCUGAGAAGUUGGCAAAACAACGUGAAGCUGAAUAUAAACGUGAUCCAAAUAUCGGAUCGUAUAUGUUCUUUUUUGUACAUGCUGGUCAACGUUAUUGUGUUGACGCUACUAAAGAAACACCACGACUUGGUCGCCUAAUAAAUCAUAGUCGGUUAAAACCAAAUUGUGUUGUAAAAGUCAUCCCUGUAGACGGGAUUCCCCGGUUGGCACUGUUUGCACGAAAACCAAUUUCUCCUGGAGAGGAAUUACUCUACGAUUAUGGUGAUCGGGAUAAAGAAAGUCUUGAAGCACAUCCAUGGUUGAAAACAUAGACAAAGCAAUCCAGAAGAAAGCGUCUAAGUGUGUGCGGGUGUGUGCGCUUGCGCUUGCGCGCUCCAACACACAAAGCGUAUCAAGAAAGAUUGUCAGAUUUAUCUAUCGCAAAUAGGUAUAGUAUUAUUAUUAUUUGUCCACCUAUUAUUUCAGAAGAUUAUUCUGAUAAUUUUUCGUUUUUUUUUUAAAAAUUUCUAUUUUUGUAUUCAAUGGAAAUUGUUGUGUUCCUAGUUUAUUCUUCUGUGUUUCCGUUCCGUUCCGUUCCGUUCUGUUUGUUUGUUUGUUUUCUCUAUUUCCCAAAUAUGCAAAUGACUGUCUCAGUGUCAGUGUUACAAGGAAUGGGUUACUCCACCUGCCCAAUGUCAGCGUCUUCUUUUUCUCUUCGAGAGCAUUUUAUCAUAAUGCCAAGCAUUUAAUAUUGUCAUUAUUAUUAUUAUUAUUAUUACCAUUUAUUAUUCAUAUGUAGUGAUAUUCAUAUUGUUAUAAUUGUCGGUGUUAAAGUCUUAUUUUUUAUAUAUUCACAUAUAUGUAUACUCCUACAU